Molecule: messenger RNA, 1585 nt
Organism: Aphanomyces astaci
Lineage: Eukaryota; Oomycota; Saprolegniomycetes; Saprolegniales; Verrucalvaceae
Exons: 1
Coding region: 26-1537 (503 amino acids)
Biological process (GO): carbohydrate metabolic process; chitin catabolic process
Cellular component (GO): extracellular region
Molecular function (GO): chitinase activity; chitin binding
Source: RefSeq, a predicted model, not a curated record
AUUUGCGUCCGUCCUCGUCACCCCCAUGAAAGUUGUUGCCACAGCAUUGUUGUCCGUCGCGGUCAGUGUCGCGUCCGCCGCCAAGCUCAAGUCUGUCGUGUACUACAUGGAAUGGGCGAUUUACCAGCGCAACUUUGGCAUCUUCGACUUGGACUGGUCCCGUAUCACUCACGUCAACUACGCGUUUGGUCGGCCUCGGGACGACGGCACGGUCGAUUUGUACGACACGUGGGCCGCCACGGACAAGCGCUUUAUCGACCACGGGGACUCGUGGAAUGACUUGGGCAAGAAAAACGUGUACGGGAGCUUUGGCCAAGCGAAUAAGCUCAAGAAGCAGUUCCGAGGCACCAAGUUUGGGUUGUCCAUUGGCGGGUGGACGUUAAGCGACAAGUUCAGCGGCAUUGCCAAUUCGGAUGUGGGCCGUCGCAACUUUGCGCGCAGUGCGGUGGGGAUGAUGCUGGACUUGGGGUUAGACUUUAUCGACUUGGACUGGGAGUACCCCGUCGAAGGGGGCAACCCCCAGCCCGCCGUGCCACAUCGCCCCGACGACAUUGCGCACUACGUAGGUCUGCUCCAAGCCAUCCGAGACGAGUUUAAAGCGCUGGCGUUCCCGGCCGAACUCAGCAUUGCGUCCCCCGUGGGCCCAGACAACUACCGCCACUGGGACUUCAAGGCUAUGUGUGCGCUCGUAGACCAUGUGAAUGUCAUGGCGUACGACUUGUCGGGCAGUUGGAGCGAAUACACGGACCACCAGGCCAACUUGUACGAAGACCCGACGCACCCCCCCGGGCUUAAGUACAGUGUCGACAAGGCCGUGCAGGAUUACAUCAAAGGGGGGUGUCCAUCCAACAAGAUUGUGCUCGGGAUGCCUCUGUACGGGCGAUCGUUUGAAAACACUGACGGGUUGUACGGGCAGUUCACAGCUCCGUCCAACCAGGGGUCGUGGGUUGCCGGAAAUGGGGACGGGGCUGGUGUGUGGGACUUCAAAGCCCUACCCCUACCAGGGGCGGUGGAGUACUACGACACAAAAUUGGUGGCGGCCUACAGCUACAACCCAGACACCCGGACGUUUGUAUCGUAUGAAUCUCCCUCCAGUCUAGAGGCCAAACUGGCGUACAUCCACCAACACAAAUUGGGUGGGGCAAUGUUCUGGGCGGGGGAUGCGGACGCACCGGCCGGCUCUGCGCGUUCCCUCAUUACUCAAACAUUUACCACCUUUGGCAAGGACAACAUGGACUUUCACGAAAACAACCUCGAGUACCCAACCUCCCAGUAUGAUAACAUUCGCAACAGCUCUAUUGUUCAGUCGAGUACCUCCGUCCGUUCUACUGCUUCGACGACCAAACCACCCCCCGCAGCCCCCCAACGCGCACCUGCCACCAUGGCGCCCCUUACAGUAACAUCCACCACCACUACAGGUACAUUUAGCCAAUGCGACGGCAAGCGCAACUCGUGUGUGUGGCCCCUCACCAAGCAAGUCGUACCCUAUCAACAACGAGAUUGCAAGGCCUUUGCCGCGUUUGUGUGGUGCCCGUAGGAUCAAGCAUACAUGGUUUGAUUAAUACAGUUGGAUUUGAUAUUGGAA